AUGGGUAGCUCAGGUCCCACAUCUGUCCUUUUGACCAUCCUUAACGUGGUACAAGUGAUUCUCGGAUUCGGGAUCACUUGCGUAGCCCUCUGGUUCUUCGUCGAAGUCUACAACAUCACAAGUUUAAGAAAUUCAAACCAUUAUCUACUGGAUUACAAGCUAUACUGGCCUCAAGCAAUACCAUGGGUGUUUAUUCUCGCCGGCCUCCUUGUAAUUUGUGUAUCGGGCUGUGGUUUUGUUGGUGCUAAGAAGAAGAGCAGUGGCUUUGUGACAUUGUUCAUCGCGUUCGAAGUGACAGCUAUCUUGGCUCUGAUUGCAGCGGCGAUCGUGGCAUUGACGCUCGCCGAUACAAACUCCACGGCAGCGUUUAUGAAAGACGCCAUUUGGGAUGUGUAUACACAUAUGAGGUCAGACAGAUCGGUUGAGACGGCUUUCGGCAAUUUCGAGAAGCGUUUCCAGUGCUGCGGUGCGGAAGGACCGAGGGACUACAAGAAUUGGAGGGAUGAAUUCCCAAUUUCAUGCUGCGACACGUACUACCACGGAUUUAUUGGUUCAUAUGCCAUCGACUGUGAUUUCUCAAAUAAGCUGGCGAACGAGAGAUACGGUUGCGCCAAAGUGGUUAUUAAUUACACCAGUAUAAUCAUCAAAGUUUUGGCGGGAGCUGCGAUUUUCACCGCGUUUAUUGGUAUCAUGAAUUUGGUCGUUGGAGUAACAUUAUCGAGAAGCCUCAAGAGGAAGCCCAGGCAAGUGGUGCAGAUGGAAUCGGAAAGCAAGAAGGUGUUAUUGUAG
This is a messenger RNA of Arctia plantaginis, 789 nucleotides long. NCBI's taxonomy places the organism in Eukaryota, Metazoa, Arthropoda, Insecta, Lepidoptera, Erebidae. The record is from the annotation of a GenBank genome assembly.